AGUUCGUCGAGUGUCUAUAGAGAUGAAUAUCUCUUGUACAUCUCAUACUUUCUCUCCUAACAGUAAUUUUACAUCUUCUGGGAAAAGAAUAUUUUAAUCUAUAACUGUUUUGUUCGUGAAUACGUUAUCAAAGAGAAUACUUCAAACAGAAUCGAAAGAAAAGUUAGAAUUUAAAUUUAAAUUUAAAUUUUUUGUUCCAUCGGAAAAAGCAUGAUGUUUUAUCGUAGCGAUUAAAACCACGUGCUCCCAAAGACCGAUCGUUAUUAUGAAAAAAAGAUUUAACUGGAAGUUACCAUUUUAAGUAACCGAUAGUUGGGGGAGCAUUGAUUAGGGAACAAAGAUCCUUGCCACCAUUGCGGAAAGGAAUGCUGAGGCAGGAUGCCGAAAUUCGUGGACCGCUGGAUAUUUGGGCCCACUUUAGGAGAAGGUGCUUAUGCCGAAGUAAAGUUACUUUUACAUAAGUCUACCGGUAAGGCAGUUGCUGUGAAGAUUAUAGAUCUAGAGACGAAAAAAGUUGCUAGUCGAGCAGUUCGCAAAGAAAGCAGUAUUCAUAGUGUGUUAUUUAAUCCCAAUAUUAUACGAUGUUUUGGAAGGCGAAGCGAACUAAAUGUAGAAUAUAUAUUCUUGGAAUACGCUUCAGGUGGAGAACUUUUUGAUAGGAUUGAACCUGAUGUCGGUAUGCCAGCAUGGCAGGCACAAAAGUAUUUUAGACAAUUAAUUUCGGGAGUUGAAUAUUUACAUAACAAGGGAAUUGUGCACCGAGAUUUAAAGCCAGAAAAUCUACUGUUAGAUGAAAAUGACAAUUUAAAAAUUUCUGAUUUUGGUUUGGCAACAAUAUAUCGAUAUCAAGGCAAAGAGCGAUGCUUAGAUAAAAAAUGUGGAACAAUGCCAUAUGUUGCUCCAGAAGUAUUAUUUGGCCAUUAUCGUGCGGAACCUACAGAUGUAUGGUCAUGUGGUGUAAUUCUUGUGGCUUUACUGGCUGGAGAACUGCCUUGGGAUCAGUCCUCAGAAGAUUGUGGAGAAUACAGAGCAUGGAAAAAUGGAAAGUACAUGUCUCUCACACCAUGGAAAAAAUUGGAUACUUCUUCUUUGUCUUUGAUUAAAAAUGUUCUUCUGCAUUCACCAUCAUCCAGAUAUACCAUAAAAGAUAUUAAGCAACAUAGAUGGUUUAUCAAAACGUUCCAGACAGUUGGUAGUAUAGAAGGACACAUUUGUCAUGAUGAAGCAGAUUCAAGGCAAAUGUUAGAAGAUGAAAAUUUGACAAGAUUCUGUCUGUCGCAACCCGAAUUACCUAGGAUAGAAAAUAAUGCAUCAGAGAUCAACUUAGAAAAACAACCAGGAUUCUCAUUUUCACAACCUGCUCAUAUAGAAGAUUUAUUAGUAUGCACUCACGUAUACUCAACACAAGAAACUCAGCAAAAUACAUAUCAACGCCUUGUGCGGAGAAUGACAAGAUUUUUCGUUACAACAGCUUUGGAGGCAACAGUAGAAAGAUUGAUAAACUGUUUGGACAAUGAAAAUUACACCUACCGUAUCAAUGACUGUCGCACAAUCACCAUAAACGGUGAUUCAAGAAAAAGGGUCCUCGUUUAUAAAGCAAAUCUUGUUGAAAUGGAUGGAAAAAUUCUAGUUGACUUCAGACUAUCUAAAGGCUGUGGUCUGGAGUUUAAACGGAGAUUUAUGAAAAUUAAGGCUGCACUAGAUGAUAUAGUACUGAAAGAUCCUGUGACAUGGCCAAUUGCUGUUGCAACUAAAUGUAUACCUUAAAUACAAUGUACAAAAUUCCUUUUU
Nomia melanderi (Alkali bee) is the source of this 1791-nucleotide messenger RNA. RefSeq names its product serine/threonine-protein kinase grp (gene grp). Gene Ontology annotation, cellular component: cytoplasm. The record is from RefSeq and is a predicted model, not a curated record. Gene Ontology annotation, molecular function: protein serine/threonine kinase activity; ATP binding. Lineage: Eukaryota; Metazoa; Arthropoda; Insecta; Hymenoptera; Halictidae. Gene Ontology annotation, biological process: protein phosphorylation; intracellular signal transduction.